ACUUGAAAUGAAAAGUCCUGCCGCAUUUGAGUGCUGAAAUGAGGAAAGGAAGGGGACAGCAUCAGAAAGGUUAGAGUGGAAAAGCAGUAUUUCAGGAACAUGUGUUGGAUAAAGGAGACUUAAUUUAUUGAGGCCAAAGAGCAUGGUACUAUAAGUUGUAGAGUUUGGAGGGAAGAUCCAAGACUUAGGUGUGUCACACCAGAACAGGGAAAGAGGAACUGAAGUUUUUUUUUUCCAGUGUUACAUACACUCAAAUGCUGUAAUUUUGAUUGUAGUUUUAUUACUGAGGCAGAGAUAAAGCUUUCAAAGAUGCUAAUGCAAGCCUAGAAGAGUAUGCUUAGAUAGAGAACUUAGAGAGGAAAAAAUACUUUAAAGCAGUGUGUGUUAAUAAUUAAAGUCUAAGGGGGUAACUGAUAUUGCAGCAAAUAAGGCUUCCCCUUCCUAUAGAGCAUGGCUGUGGAAGGAAUGCAGAUGGAUGCCCUGUGGUGAGAGAACUGCUUUUCUAGCUGAUACAGCCAUGACCAGUACCUGAAAUGUUAUUUUCUUUUGUGCUUUGACUGUUGGGUAGUUUACGGAAAGAGAUGAUGUUGUAUAGAGACUUCUUCUUCCUUCUAUUUUAGGAUACAGAUUCACAUCCAUUUCCCUAAAAAUACACGAAGUAAACUUUGCUUAACGUGCUUACACUUGUCCAUCAUUCAGAAACUUGCUAGUUGGUUUUGUCUUAUUUGAACUUUCUCGCCUAUGAUGUUGUUUAAUUCCAGACAAAUCAGUGAAACACUUGAAUCCUUUUUAGAACUCCAUAUGAAAAUAAGUGUAAAAACAAUGACAUUUAUUUAUCAUCAGUUGGUGAUAUUCAUCCUGUAGAAUUGUGCUUUGUGAGCCUCUGGAAUUUGAAUUUUAUUGUCUUUUGUGGCAAUGUAUGGGCAAGACUUGCUCUAAAGCACAUCUAUGCCUCAAAGUCUUUCAAAAUGACUGUUUUGAUUUUUCUUGGGUUGAAGAGGGAAAGAACAAGCUCCAGCUAUGGGGGAGAAAACAUGAAAUACUCGUCACAGUUCCGUGGUGCAGUGCAGGUACCUGAGGCACAAGCUCUUCAGAAGCACAGGCAGCGUUUCUGUCCUGUGCCUCUGCCGUUGUGAGAGCCUGAGAACCCUGUAAGAAAAGAGGACGAGUUUCUUUUUCUCCCAUAGGAAAGGGGUUGAUUGAAAGGUGAGUAGGAAGAAAGUGAGCGCUGGAAAAUCCCCUCUGCUUUCUAGCUCGAUGUCUGGCAGAGGUCUGAGGUAUGCAGGAAUUGAUUUAUAACCUCUUUGGGAAGCCGGGAAAUCUGACAAAGAUAGUGCUGCCCACUGACACUGGGGGAAACAGGAAGUAGCAAAGGAAACAAGUCAUUGCCUCGGCGUCACUUUUGGCCACAGCUCAGUGCAGAUGCACAAGCGGUUGGGGCAGGGUUUCUUUCCCUUUUGUGUGGACUGUACGGCAGCUUCGCCGGCACGUUCAGCCCGGCAGUACCCACGGCAGGGUGAAGCGCAGGGAUGUUCCUGUCAUGCCUGAGAGGGGUCACAAGUUAUUAAUGGCUUUGUCAUCACAAAGGAAACAAUCAUUCGGUGAAACUGCCAGCAGGAAAACUAUGUGUCGAUCGGGCAAGGUCACCAGAAUGAUGGCCUCGCAGGAGCAGGUCUGGCCAGUCCCAAUGAAGGCAAUUGGAGCACAAAACCUUCUGACAAUGCCUGGAGGAGUGACCAAAUCGGGGUAUCUUCAUAAAAAAGGAGGCACCCAGCUGCAGAUCUUGAAGUGGCCAUUGAGAUUUGUGAUUAUCCACGAGGGAUGUAUCUACUAUUUUAAAAGCAGCACAUCUGCAUCUCCCCAGGGUGCCUUUUCUUUGAAAGGUUACAACAGGGUUAUGCGGGCAGCUGAGGAGACAACAUCAAGUAAUGUGUUUCCUUUCAAGUUGGUUCACAUAAGCAAGAAGCACAGGACGUGGUUUUUUUCAGCUUCUUCUGAAGAUGAAAGAAAGAAUUGGAUGCUGUCCUUGAGGAGAGAAAUUGAUCACUACCAUGAGAAGAAAGAAACAAUAACAGAAUUCAGUGACUCUGGUUCCGAUGCAGACAGUUUCUAUGGCUCAGUAGAACGUCCCAUUGAUAUCAAGUAUUCUCAUCAUUCAGCAGAUAAUGAAGAUUACGACCAGGAGGAAGAGGAUGAGUCCUACUUGCAGCCAGAUACUUGUGACAUAGUGAAAGAUGAUAUGGUGCUGCCCCCAGCAUACCCACCUCCACCCGUUCCUCAUGUCAGAAAAGCUGCCUACCCAGAAGCAAGGGCAAAUUCCUAUGCUGGCAAACCUACAGCACCAGCACCACCACCACCUCCUAAGAGGAGCUUACCUGAUAUCAAACUAGAGGAUCCUGUAACCACGAGAGAGCCGCAGUUGCAGUGCCGAGCUGAACCUAAUCUAAAGGUUCAGUCCUCCAGCCGGAGACUAAGUGAACAGUUGCCCCCUGUGCCCCCUUUGCCUGUUUUCAAGAAGCCUGUGUGUGUCAAAGAAUCUCACCCAUUGCCUCCAGACCCUCUGCCUCCAGCCCAAGUUCUUCCUCUUCCAGAAGGAUGUGAGAAGCUAAAAAAUUUAAACCUUUCACAGCGAACUCCUCCUCCACUACCAGCCAAUAAACCCAAGCUGUCACAGCUCACUGAAAAACCAGUGGAGCUGAAAGUGCCAAGAGAACAUGGUAAACCUGGACUGUUUGUGCCACCAGUGCUCCCAAAGCCACCUGUGCCAAGCCACCAGCCCCCUGGAAUCAAGCCUAGAGCAGAGAAGUCUUCAUGUCCCCAGUUACAAUCACCACCAGAUGGACAGAGUUUUAGAAGCUUUUCAUUUGAAAAACCAGCACUACCCUCCAAGCCAAGCCAACCUGAUGAUGAUAACUCUGAUGAUGACUAUGAAAAAGUCGGGCUGCCUGCUUCAAUAUUUCUUAAUACCUCUGAAUCCUUCGAAGUUGAAAGGAUAUUUAAAGCUAAUAGCCCACAAGGACAACCGCAAAAUGGAUUGUACUGUAUUAGGAACUCAUCUACUAAGCCUGGAAAGGUAUUGGUUGUAUGGGAUGAACCUGCAGGAAAAGUGAGAAACUACAGAAUCUUUGAAAAGGAUGACAAGUUUUACCUGGAUUCAGACAUCAUGUUUUUGAACAUGGGAAGUUUGGUUGAGUACUAUAGCACUCAUGUGUUACCUAGUCAUGACAGCCUGAUGCUUCGGUGUCCUUAUGGUUACUCCAAACCAAGGUGACAUGACAGCCCUAGUUCACUGACACCCCACUGCCCUUGAGUCGACUGUGGACUCCUGCCACUGCUGGACAUCCUGCUGUUUGCACACACAAACUGAGUCUGUUCCCACCAUUUAUUCUCACAUGAAUUGUAUAUAAACACCAUAUAAAGAACUCUUGGUAAAACCUUACAAUCCAGAUCCGUGGAUUUGAUGGUCUUUUCUUUCAAAAAGAUCUGAACUGAUUAUGCUGGGAAAGCUGUCCAGGAUACCCAGACUUUUUAUAAAACUGCUGCUAUCACUAAUCUUCUUGGAAUGUCAAAGAUGGGCAUGAACAAAGAAGUGGACUGAAUACAACUGAUCCAGAAAAUGGAAACUUGUGGACGUAUAUCAGAAUUUACUUGUGACAGGGAAUACUAAUACUCUGACUUGAAGGUAGUGCUCCUAAAGUCAGCACUGGUGCUCAACUGAGAUAUUCUUUUGUAUUACUUGUAUAGUUGACGUGUAAAUAAUGAAGACUUCUGUGCAAACUAUUUGAUUUACUAUGGGUAAAGAUGAUCAGGAAAUCUGGCUUUUUUUUUAAGCCACCUCAUACAUACGUGUACCUUCCGAGUACAGUGUCUGCAGUAAUCACUGUCAGGUAUUAUCCAGCUGAUACAGUUAUGGCAUCUCAGUCUGAAUCUGUAUCCACAAACUUCUUUUUUUUCUGUUGCCUUUUCAAAGUUUACACAUGCCCAUUUUAAUGUUGUUACCACUAGAUUGCCACAACUUUAAAAACAUAACAAAACCAUCACCUAAUAAGAAUUUUCUGUUUAUGAAAACAAUAAACCAGGAUUUAGUCCCUAAGGAAUUUUCCUUACUAAUCAGAUGUAGUAUGAGGAUCAUACACAGGAAUGGAGGCAAGAAACUCUGCCUCCAUCUUUUGCAAGAGACAGACAUACACAAUAUCAGUCUUUUGAUCUCUGUUCCUGCUCUAAUAGGGUUUAUGUGUAUAUUAAGUACUCAAAAUUCAGAUUUCAUUGAAUAUCUUAAGUUUCUAAUUCCUUUUAUUUUAAAUUAGUAUCCCUGUGAUUCACUACUCUGACAUGAUUGACUCUAAAGAAGGCUCAGCCAAGACAGCAUUUAAAAAACAUGUUUGGCAAAUACAUAUAUGUAUAUCAGAGCAAGUUCAAGUUUCUUACAGUAUUCACAUACACUGUUUAGAAAGUAAAUUUUUCUCUGUCUGGGAAUAAUUGACUUCAUUGUGUCAUGACAGUCAUAUUUACAGUAUGUUCUCUUUGGGGCUCUAUUCAGGUUUUUUUUCCACCCAUACACUCAGAAGAUUUUUAUAUUGUACACAUACAUCUACAACAUAACACUUUCUUUACUUGUGUAAUACAAGAGUUGAAAAUAUGUAAAUUUUUGUGUUAAUGCCGUUUUGUAUCUAAAUGUAUAGAUUUCUGAAACAGAUAAAAACUUUCAGUGCCAGUUCACCUCA
This is a messenger RNA of Pseudopipra pipra, 4724 nucleotides long. RefSeq names its product SH3 domain binding protein 2 (gene SH3BP2). Lineage: Eukaryota; Metazoa; Chordata; Aves; Passeriformes; Pipridae. The transcript has 13 exons. Gene Ontology annotation, molecular function: SH3 domain binding. Gene Ontology annotation, biological process: signal transduction. The coding region runs from base 1541 to 3271 and encodes 576 amino acids. The record is from RefSeq and is a predicted model, not a curated record.